Molecule: messenger RNA, 3025 nt
Organism: Tympanuchus pallidicinctus (lesser prairie-chicken)
Lineage: Eukaryota; Metazoa; Chordata; Aves; Galliformes; Phasianidae
Product: zinc finger protein 3-like
Exons: 5
Coding region: 395-2095 (566 amino acids)
Biological process (GO): regulation of transcription by RNA polymerase II
Cellular component (GO): nucleus
Molecular function (GO): DNA-binding transcription factor activity, RNA polymerase II-specific; RNA polymerase II cis-regulatory region sequence-specific DNA binding
Source: RefSeq, a predicted model, not a curated record
GUGGAUGUCCUAUCCCUGGAUGCAUUCGAGGCCAGGCUGGAUGUGUCUCAGGGCAGCCUGGUGUGGUGGAUGGUGACCCUGCGCAUAGCAGGAGGGUAGAAACUAGAUGGUCAUUGAGGACCUUUUCAACCCAGGCCAUUCUAUGUUUUUGUGAAUACCUUGAGAUCUUCACUGUAGCACAUCACCUUAGAGAAGCUCACAAAGCUCCAAACGAACCCUGGGUCUCUUACAGAAGACCUGUGUCAGCAAGGUGUCUUGACAUGAAGCUGAGUGGGAUCUCUGUAGAGGUGUGAAAUUGAGAGCCAUCCCUGACUGUGGGGAGAUCCUGUCGUGCAGCCCUGGCUGUGCAGGAGAGCUCAAGGGGCGCUUGGGCUGCUCCCUGUUUAGGGGUAAGAUGACUGCCUCCUUGCUAUGCAUUGUCUUUAGGCACACAGUCCAUGUACCCUCAGCUGUUGAACGUGGUGUCAGUUCUUUGUGCCACCCAGUUGGAGUCAGCUUUGUGAUUUGUAAUCAGCUUCAGGCAGAGCGUUACCAGUGCUGUUGCUGCUUGUGUUCCUGUGCAAGGCCUGCUGUGCCAUCCCCCAGGCAGUGCCCUGCAGAUGGGCUGUGGAGGGCUGGGCUGGGACAGGGACUGCUGCGUUCCCUCACAGCUCCCCUGCCAUUUCUCUUGUCCCUGCAGGCUCCAGUUCAACUCUGCCUUCUAGCCGUGAUCAUCUCAGGUGCAGGAGAGCAGCAGAUGGCCACAGCACAUGCAUCUCAGGAGCCCGUGAGCUUUGCGGAGGUGGCCGUGUCUUUCAGCAGGGAGGAGUGGGCACUGCUGGACUCUGCGCAGCGAGCGCUGUACCAGGACGUGAUGCUGGAGACGUACCAGUGCGUGGCCUCGCUGGCUCCACUUCCAGCUCCCAAACCCAUGGUGAUAUCCCUGCUUGAAGGAGGGAAAGAGCCCUGGAUCCCAGAUGUGUGUAGCCCUGAGGCCGUGCCAGGAGACCUCAGCCCAGCAGGAACUGGGAUUGCAGAUGUACUGGAGGACCUGGAGGAAAGUGGUGUGGCCGAAAGGCGGUGGGGUGGUGUCUGUGUGGAAGAAAUCAGAAGUGAUGUCCAAGGAGGCCUGGAGCAAGGUCAGGGUGAGCAGAUCAUGGAGCCACUGGGAAAGGGUCUGGGAAAGAUAGGGAGGAGCCUGUUGGACUUCAACAUAGGUCAAAAGGAGCCUGAGGAACCCAGGAGCAAGAAUGUGUGCCAGCAGAAAAAGCAGAAUCCAUGCACUGAGUGUGGAAACAGCUUUGAGGAAGAUUCCAGCAUCAUUAACCACCAGUGCAUGCGCUCAGCAAUGAGUGCAAACAAGUGCUCUGAUUGUGGGAAGAGCUUCAGAUGGAGAUCCCACCUCAUUGUCCACCAGCGUGUCCACACAGGAGAGAGACCCUACAGGUGCUCUGAGUGUGGGAAGAGCUUUACAAGCCAUUCUGGUUUAAUGAGGCACCAGCGGAUCCACACAGGGGAGAGACCUUACAACUGUCCUGAGUGUGAGAAGAGCUUUAUGAGAAGUUGUUCUUUGAAGUUGCACCUCCGCAUCCACACAGGUGAAAAACCGUACAAGUGCUCUGAGUGUGGGAAGAGCUUCACAAUGAGUUCUGAUUUAAAGAUACACCAGCGCAUCCAUACAGGGGAGAGACCUUACCAAUGUCCUGAGUGUGAGAAGAGCUUCAAAAGCAGUUCUGAAUUGAAAUGCCACCAUCGCAUCCACACAGAUGAAAAACCCUACAAGUGCUCUGAGUGUGGGAGGAGCUUCAAAAGCACUUCCCACCUAACUUACCACCAGCGCUUUCACACAGGGGAGAGACCCUAUAAGUGUCCUGAGUGUGCAAAAAGCUUCAAAAGCAGUUCUGAAUUGAAACGCCACCAGCGCAUCCACACAGGAGAAAGACCCUAUAAGUGUCCCGAGUGCGGGAAGAGCUUCAGAAGGAAUUCUGAAUUGAAGAGCCAUCAGCACAUGCACACUGGGGAGAGACCCUUCAAGUGUCCUGAGUGUGAGAAAAGCUUCAAACGCAGGUCUAAUCUCAACACCCACAAGCACAUCCACAGCGCACAGAGGCUGUAAAACAUCCCCAGCAUACAGGGAACCUUCAAAAGCAGUUCCAGCCUCAUUACCUACCAACACAGCCACACAAGAUACAGAGCCUGCAGAGCACCUGUCAGUGGUUUAUGGGCUGGUUUGGCCCAGUUCCGUGACCAGCGGGUGGAGGGAUUUCGCAAAAUCUGUGCCUCUGGAAAAAAGGGAAACGGGACCCCAAAAAAAUUAAAAACAGUGGGAACGACCUGAGGAGAAACAAACUGAGGUACCAGAGUGUCUGCACUUGGAUGGAGUCCAAUCCGUGCCUGCACCAGUGAGUUCACGUGGCAGGAAGCCUUAGAAAUGCCUCAAGUGUGAGAAGGGCUUUGUGCAGAGUGCAGAGCUCCUCACUCACAGGAGAUGGCACUCGUGGAAGAAGUGCUACAAAUGUCCCAUGUGUGGGCAGAGCUUUUGCCAGGGGAUCCACUCAGUGCAGAGACCCUAGAAAUGCCUGCACUGCAGGAAGAGCUUCAUCCUGAGCUCAGUCGUCAUUAAACAUUGUCCAGUCCGUGUGAUAAAGUGGCCCUGCAAGUGUCUCUGGUGCAGGAAAUUUCCCUCUGAGCUGGCACCUGCUUUCUCAUGGGGAAACCCCCUACAGAGAGACCUUACGAAUGUUGGUGAGCCCAAGGAUGGGGGAGACCCCAAUGAUUCUCCCCACACAGGAGGAGUUUGCAAAGGAGAUGGCAUCACUGGCACCCUCUGCAGAAUGGAUUUAACCCAGGAGCUUCCGAUGGGCCUCUCUUUGCUACCCAAAUCCUGUUUUCCUCUUCUGCUCUUACUGCCAGCAGCUUUUUGAUGCCGUUUCCUAAGGAGAGGUGUCUGUGUGGGGAUGUUCUGUGUGUCUGUGUGCAUGUGUUGCUCUCAGUAAUUUGUGAGUGUGCUGAUGAAUCUGAGGGAAGGGUCAGGAGAGCAGUAACG